Messenger RNA from Trichomonas vaginalis G3, 423 nucleotides. Its product is annotated as keratin-associated protein family. The transcript has a single exon. The record is from RefSeq and is a predicted model, not a curated record. Lineage: Eukaryota; Parabasalia; Trichomonadida; Trichomonadidae. The coding region runs from base 1 to 423 and encodes 140 amino acids.
AUGAUUUACCCCAUUGGUUCAAUAUAUACAUCAAUGAACUCAACAAAUCCAGCAAGUGUUUUAGGUUUCGGUACAUGGCAGCAGAUUGUAGAUAAAUUCUUAUACUGUGCUAACUCUUCAAAGCAAACAGGUGGUUCAAAGAAAAUUACUGAAGCAAACUUACCUGCGCACACUCAUACAGGAACUACAAACUUUUCUGGCGACCAUAGCAACUCAUUAAGAGACCACUCAUUAUACAACUCAGACUAUAAAGCUGGCUAUGACGUUUUAUCUCCAUCUUAUAACAAUUCAGCAAAAAAGACUUUUCGACCAACUGAACCAGGAGGAAAUCAUGUCCAUACUUUCACAACAAAUCCAACAGGCUCGGGUGAAGAUUACAUGCCACCAUUUAUGACAGUUUAUGCAUGGUUUCGCGUUCAAUGA